Molecule: messenger RNA, 2100 nt
Organism: Lontra canadensis (Northern American river otter)
Lineage: Eukaryota; Metazoa; Chordata; Mammalia; Carnivora; Mustelidae
Gene: PPP2R5A
Product: protein phosphatase 2 regulatory subunit B'alpha
Exons: 13
Coding region: 135-1595 (486 amino acids)
Biological process (GO): signal transduction; protein dephosphorylation
Cellular component (GO): protein phosphatase type 2A complex; cytosol; nucleus
Molecular function (GO): protein phosphatase activator activity
Source: RefSeq, a predicted model, not a curated record
CGGAGGGCGGCGCGGCCGGGAGGACGGGGCGAAGGGGCGCGAGCUCUCCGCGCCUCUCCCCCCACCUCCUCCUCCUGCGGCUGCCCGUUCCGUGCACGCAGCAGCCGGAGCUGCCAAGCGCCAGGGCCGCGGCGAUGUCGUCGUCGUCGCCGCCGGUGGGGGCUGCCAGCGCCGCCAUCUCGGCCUCGGAGAAAGUGGACGGCUUCACCCGGAAAUCGGUGCGCAAGGCGCAGAGGCAGAAGCGCUCCCAGGGCUCGUCGCAGUUCCGCAGCCAGGGCAGCCAGGCGGAGCUGCACCCCUUGCCCCAGCUCAAAGAUGCUACUUCCAAUGAACAACAAGAGCUUUUCUGUCAGAAGUUACAGCAGUGUUGUAUACUGUUUGAUUUCAUGGACUCUGUUUCAGACUUGAAGAGCAAAGAAAUUAAAAGAGCAACACUGAAUGAGCUGGUUGAGUAUGUUUCAACUAAUCGUGGUGUAAUUGUUGAAUCAGCAUAUUCUGAUAUAGUAAAAAUGAUCAGUGCUAACAUCUUUCGUACUCUUCCUCCAAGUGAUAAUCCAGAUUUUGAUCCAGAAGAGGAUGAACCCACACUUGAGGCCUCUUGGCCUCACAUACAAUUGGUGUAUGAAUUCUUCUUAAGAUUUUUGGAGAGCCCUGAUUUCCAGCCUAGCAUUGCAAAGCGAUACAUUGAUCAGAAAUUUGUCCAACAGCUCCUGGAGCUUUUUGAUAGUGAAGAUCCCAGAGAACGUGACUUCCUGAAGACUGUUCUGCACCGAAUUUAUGGGAAAUUUCUUGGAUUAAGAGCAUUCAUCAGAAAACAAAUCAACAACAUUUUCCUCAGGUUUAUAUAUGAAACAGAACAUUUCAAUGGUGUUGCUGAACUCCUUGAAAUAUUAGGAAGUAUUAUCAAUGGCUUUGCAUUGCCACUGAAAGCAGAACAUAAACAAUUUCUAAUGAAGGUUCUUAUUCCUAUGCAUACUGCAAAAGGAUUAGCUUUGUUUCAUGCUCAGCUAGCCUACUGUGUUGUACAGUUCCUGGAGAAAGAUACUACACUAACAGAACCAGUGAUCAGAGGGUUGCUGAAAUUUUGGCCAAAAACAUGCAGUCAGAAAGAGGUGAUGUUUUUAGGAGAAAUUGAAGAAAUCUUAGAUGUCAUUGAACCCACACAGUUCAAAAAAAUCGAAGAACCCCUUUUUAAGCAGAUAUCCAAGUGUGUAUCCAGUUCUCAUUUUCAGGUUGCAGAAAGGGCAUUGUACUUCUGGAAUAAUGAAUAUAUUCUUAGUUUGAUUGAGGAGAACAUUGAUAAAAUUCUGCCAAUUAUGUUUGGCAGUUUGUACAAAAUCUCCAAAGAACACUGGAAUCCGACCAUCGUAGCACUGGUAUACAAUGUGCUGAAAACCCUAAUGGAAAUGAAUGGCAAGCUUUUUGAUGACCUUACUAGUUCAUACAAAGCUGAAAGACAAAGAGAGAAAAAGAAGGAAUUGGAACGUGAAGAAUUAUGGAAGAAAUUAGAGGAGCUAAAGCUAAAGAAAGCUCUGGAAAAGCAGAACAGUGCUUACAACAUGCACAGUAUUCUCAGCAAUACAAGUGACGAAUAAAAAAAGCCCACCACCGCUGUUGGAUAGGCAGUUUUGUACACUUUUUUGAAAUAUGUAAAAAUUAUGAAACAAACCUCUCAGUAUAAUAUAAUUAAAAGGCCAACUUUUUUUCUGGCAACUGUAAAUGAAAAAUAUGGACUAAACAUAGCCCUGUGCUGUUAUCAUGGCCACAGUAUAUUGUAACCUCUGUCUAAUCAUGGAUUUAUUGUGUCACUUCUCAAGUUUCACCGAAAUGAAUGAACUUUAUCAUCUAUGAUAUAAGUGAGAGAAUUAUGGGAGUGGUAAGAAUUAUGACUUGAAUUCUUUUUUUGAUUGUGUUGCACAUAGAGAUAGUCGUCUGCUCUGUGUAUUUUUCCCUUUUAUAAUGUGCUUUUCACAUUGCUGCAGACCUUAGUUACAUCCUGGGAAAAAGACUAUUUCCUAAAACAAAACUAAGGUGGUAAUCCUUACCCUUCUCUUGGUUGCUCCCAGAAAUACGAUGGGGGGAGUUACCGGCCCUAAGCCU